Fusarium redolens is the source of this 2189-nucleotide messenger RNA. Its product is annotated as acyl-CoA N-acyltransferase. Gene Ontology annotation, molecular function: hydrolase activity, acting on glycosyl bonds; acyltransferase activity, transferring groups other than amino-acyl groups. Bases 366 to 1865 code for a protein of 499 amino acids. Lineage: Eukaryota; Fungi; Ascomycota; Sordariomycetes; Hypocreales; Nectriaceae. The transcript is spliced from 4 exons. The record is from RefSeq and is a predicted model, not a curated record.
GUUCCGCGGAACAAGAAGAUGCAUGUAACUCUUUCAGUGGGAUCUAACAAGGUUCUCUGCCCGACGUUUCCCUGUGAAGCCUGACGCAUCGCAGAUGUUAGAGACAAAUGCAUAACCACCACGCAUAUUUAUGUGAGACACCUUCUGUGAGGCCGUAACAAGAAAAAUAUACAAAAGCCUUUACAAAUUCCCUUUGUGAGUCCACACCAUUCGGCGGCAGUGAAGCAAUCGUCAUGAACCGGAAAGGGCGCUAAUGUCAUGUCAUCUAGGGCGUAACUUUAGUGGAUCUCUACUCCGCCAUUUCUGGCUUCACCUCCUUCUUCCACUCAUUAAAGAGCAUCCCAACUUUGUAUUACGCCCGAAUCAUGACAAUCCGCCUGAUUGAAGCCUCGGAGGAGCAUCUCCCUGCCAUAGCUCGUAUCGCAACUUCGGCGUUCAACCCAGACACAGAUGCUCUGUCACGUCGCUUGUUUCCCCUUCAUCUCCAACCCAAAGACCUCCCCGAUGGCGAAGCAGCGUAUGAUUGGCGCUUCGCACGCAAAGCGUCGAGUCUAGCAUCAUCGGAAUCUCAUCUCGUAGUUGCCGUUGAUGAUGAGAAGGGGCCCGACGACCACAUUGUCGGGUUCUCACUCUGGGAUGCCCCUCCUGCUUCUGGCGGUGACUCAGCACCCAGCAGGGAGAUACAAUGCGCAGCCCUCGAUAAGGAAGCAUUCAACGAGAUGAAAAAGACUGUGAAUCAAGAUGCUGUCGAUAAUUUUGGAGAGAAGGGCAUUAAUGGUGUCUGGCAUCUUGACUACAUCGGUGUCAGUCCGGGUAACCAAAGACGCGGCAUUGGCAAGAUGCUUUUGCAAUGGGGUCUUGAUCGCGCUGCUGAGGAAGGCAAGGACUGUUAUCUGGUAGCCACCGAAGCAGGACGACCGCUGUAUGUGGCUGCAGGUUUCAAGGAUAUUCGUGUUGUAUCGAUUCUCGGCAUACCUCACUAUUCGAUGAUACUUAGAGCUGAAAUACUGGGAAGCCCGUUUUCCGUCCCCCCCUGGAUCUUGACUUGCAUUUUCUCAUUCUUUUCCUUUUGGAUCUCACCUUUAUCCAUUCUCAUUGGAUCCGAGGCUAGUCCAUGCAGGCCAAUUUCUUCCACCACUGAGAUUCAGGCUACAUCAACAUUCUCUUCUGGAACCGAGACUGCUACUGCUAGCGACGCCACGUUCACCACUGGGCUGACCUCAACUGAGUCGGGCUACGUCACAGACAUAACCAUCACUAAGAGUGAGACCGAGACUACCAGCGCGGCUGAGCCGACCUCAACCGUGGCUGUUUCCACUACCGAGACUUCUGCCAUCACUUCUACCACGGAAGCUGCCUCAUCCGCUACCUCAGCCGCACCUAUCGAGACACCCACGAUUCUAACCAACGGUGACUUCGAAAGCGGCAGCAUUGCUCCAUGGUUCAACUUUGGCACCGGCGCCUACGCCAACAUCGACACUACAACAGUUCACGAAGGCUCAUUCUCUCUUACCAUGGGCUCCCAGGCUAGUGAUUGGUCUAACACCGUCCAAGUCCUCCGCAAGUCAACCCUCGUUGCGAAUCAGCCAUACAGCCUUUCUCUUUACGCCAAGGUCAGCUCUGGUUCUCACUGCACUGCUUUCGAGGCGUUCAUUGAUAACAACGACCUCAAUGACUCCUUUGGACAGAGGAUUCGUGUUGCUGGUGCCCAGAUCGCUAGUGACUUCACUCCUCUGUCGGGCGAGUUCUACUUGACGCAGGCUGCUUUGGACAGUAACAAUGCUAUUCGGGUUGUCAUCAGGGCGCAGUGCAGUAAUGGUUAUGUGGCGUGGGUUGAUGACGUCCAGCUGAGUAUUUCAGACUAAUUUGUCUCAUCUCCGGGAUGUCGAUGUUCCUUUGCGGCUGUAGAGACAGUCAAGAUUAAUGGUUUGAAGAAACAGUGACCAAGAACCAAGCAGCGCUUUAAGGCACAUUUUAUCAUAGCAAGCAGCCUGGUCCGCAGCUAGGGCUUCGCUGUAUAUAGUUACCUAUCCUAGCCAUCCUCUGAUGGUUGUGGAAUAAUUAGAUUUCCAUUCUUAACAUAUCCUCUGGCCCCAGGAGCUACAACCGUCCGCAGUGCAUUAACCAGUGUAAUCCACUCUGGCCUUGAUACUCGCACGACUGACUGAGAGCAAAAUAUAUGAUUUAAG